Molecule: messenger RNA, 868 nt
Organism: Xylona heveae TC161
Lineage: Eukaryota; Fungi; Ascomycota; Xylonomycetes; Xylonales; Xylonaceae
Exons: 3
Source: RefSeq, a predicted model, not a curated record
AUGGGCUAUCGGGGAGCAUGGAACAUUAUCCAUCAAGGCAAGGUAUAUCUCUACAUUAGUGAAGACGAAUAUGUUUGUUUUCCAGAGGACGAAGGCGACCUUGUCCGUUGUGUCACUAAAUUUCUUCGUGAUUUCUCAAAAUUUCAAAAACAACAGAAUAUCAGGCCAUUCCCUCUAUCUUUACAGAUAAAUUUCAGUUGCGUGUAUACACUUGAUCUGGAUCAUAAAAUAUUGAAAGCGAAAUCAUGGGUUGAUACAGAAGACAGUUAUAAGCUGGACGUUACAGUCUUCCGUAUCGCCGACUCAGGAAAAGUGCGUCUACAACGGGUGGCAGGUGAAGAAUGCAAGGCCGUCAGAUUGAGUCUUCCUUCAACCGUUGGAAAUUACACAUUGUCUGGACUUCAUUCGGAGGGACUUGAGCAGAAACUCAGCGAUCUCUUACUUCAAUCAAACCCCAUACGCCUUUUCCACGAGCAGCUUAUUCUGGAUAUCACAUUUCAGUGGCGGUCUUUUUUUGGUGACCCCGAUAAUUGGAGCACAUCCUGGCUUCUACAGAAGACUCUCUGCGAUGCAAUUCUGCGGGUAGCUGCUUGGGACUUUAGAGUUCAUGAACCUGAUGCAGUUGGUGAAGAUGGCGAGCUACCGGAAGUGCUUUCGAUAGCACCUUCUGCGUUCCCCGAAUGGUCUCCUUGCACAUCUGACAUCUUUUGGUUCCACCGCUUCCUUAUUGUUGUAUGUGAGGAUGCUUCGAACGGUGCUCUAGGAGCCUUGGCUCUGGAUAGAGCAAGGAUCUAUCUGAAGGGAGCUUCAGCCACGCAUUCAAUGCACAUGGCCCGUACCGCUUUUUGGGCCAGACUCGAGAUAUGCC